UCUCUCUCCAUCUCUCCCUCUCUCCCUCUCUCUCCACGCCGUGCGUCCCCCCUCGCCGCUCCAGCCUGCAGAGUUUUCCGUCCUGUGUCAGGAUAACAUCGUAAACGAGGACCACCUGACGGUAAGACCGGACUAAAUGGAAGCAGCGGAGAAAACUCUCACUUACCGAGAUGACACCGGACUUCACAGCAAGCUGCUCACGAACGACAAGACGAAGGGGAACGACAGGAAGGGGAAGGACCAGACCACCGAGACGAACAGCGACGAGUCCAACUAUGUGGAUCUGGACAUGAAACCUGAGGGCCCGAAAACGGUGAAAGUGACUUUCACCGGUGAAGGGAACCAGCUGUCUGUGAUCAAAUGCGACAGCUCGAAGCAGGGGCAGCAUGAGAUCAUUUCAGAGGAGCGGGACCCCGGACCUCCGUCUGCUGAGCCUCCCCUGGAAACUCUGACCAAACUUCCCAACACCGAUCAGGACUCAGAGAAUGAGAAGCAGCGCCAGGCCGAGCUCGACCCCAGUGACUGCAGUGAACAUGUGUGCAGUGAGAGCGAUGAGCUCCAGUACACGGACAUGUAUCUGAACAGCAAGACCGAGUCCGAUGACGGCGCCAGCGCGGUGCUGUCCGACCACUGCGGCUCCGACACGGUGGAGGACGAGUCCCACUAUAUCACCACGCACGAAAUCCAGCUGACCGAGCUCGACCACGACGUAGAUUACGACCUGGGCCGAGGGACGUGCUGGGAUUUCGAAGACGACAACCUGGUCUAUUCCUUUGUGGAUUACGCCUCUUUUGAAAGCGAUGAAACUCAGGAGGGGACUUUGAUACUGGAGGGCAGGAGCCAGGCGAAAGUGCAGUCUAAUCUUGGUGGAGCAGUUGUCAGCACUGAGCAGGAGGAGAGUGAUCUGUGUGACUCGGAUAAAUGCGCCAGCUCAGAUGAAAGUAUGUGUAAAAACCACGGCGGAGACCCCAACGCAGGGAAAAUUCACUUUUCGAUAAAAACAUCCUCCAGAGCGGUGAGCGACCCCGUCAGUGUCUUUGACAGCGGCACAUGCGGCUAUCCAAAACACUUUGGAGACAGGAGCCAUGUCUCCUUUGUGAGUUCUGGCGCCAGAGCGGGGCCCCUGUGCGACAGAGCCCAAUAUUUCAUCCCUGCUCCGGGCCGUCAGCACCUUGCAACCAAACUGAGACGGAAAGAUAUUAAUGAGUAUUCCAGUGGAGCGUCCAGCUCCAUCAGUGAGCUGGACGACGCUGAUAAGGAGGUGCGUAAUUUAACCGCAAAGUCUUUCCGGAGCUUGGCAUGUCCAUACUUCGAUGCCAUUAAUCUUAGCACCUCCAGCGAAUCGUCUGUGUCGGAAUAUGGGCUGAAUAAAUGGUCGGCUUAUGUAGACUGGAAUUAUGGAAACAUAUCGCGGGGACGUGAGCGCAGCGUAAUUGCGCACAAGACUUCCAGCGCAACGUUGGAAAUGAGCAAGGCUGUGGACAGUAUGAAGCAUGGUAAGUCUGGUACCGGCAUGAAAGCUCCCCAAACCAAAAUGUAUGCCCUAAACAGGAGAACAACAUCUCAGCAAGCAUCAUCUUCUAGUAAAAAGAUCCAGCUGAAGGAUCCUGUUCAGCCUGCGCAGCGUGGAGUCACGUUGAAUUUCCGCUGCAAUGUUCAAUCUCACGAAUCAAGCAGGGCUUCCAAAUGUUCCAAGAAGGCUCGAUCCAAUGAGUUUACCGGGACUGUGUUGGCCAGGUCCGGGUGUGAGAUGCAGUACCACCACACAGACGGCAUGGGGGACACACACAAAAGGGCAAUUUUUGCAUCCAGUCUGCUGAAAAACGUGAUUUCCAAAAAGAUGCAGUUUGAGCAGGAGCGAAAAAUGGAGAGGGGGGAAAUCUGUGACACGUAUCCAGCACUGUCACCCUCUUUUCAGACAAAAGAUCAAGGAAGAGGGUUGCAAAGGCAAACCUCAGAGUCAGGCUCAGGAUUUACUGUUAAUUCUGCUGAAGAUCAGGGCAGACCCAGUUCCUGCGGGCCUGCAGAGGAGACGAAAGGCAGCAAAGCCCCAGAUGAUUCAGAAAAGGGCCAAGAUGAGCCUCAAAAAGCACCACUUAUCCACAGUCAAAGUAGUGCAUUUAAUUCUUUAAAAGAAGGGCAGGAAGCUGUAAAAGAGGCUGAACCUACGUCUGUGAGUGACACACAGACCACAGCGAAGGAGGGUUUAGACACCAGCAGCAUGCUGACAAAACUGCUUUUUGUUCCGAGCUGCCAGCUUCUUUCAAAGGACAGAGAUUUUACAGAAGCUGUCACAGUUGCACCUGCUGGCUCGCAGAAAUGUGAAAAAGAGUUAAAUACGGGCCAUGAGGGAAACAUAGCAGGUAGAGAAGAAAAUGGUAAAGAGGGAAAAACGCCUGAGAUUAAAAUACGCCUGAGAAGUGUGAAGGAAAAUAAAGGCUGUACACUGAAUAUCGCCAGCCUCUUAACCCCUAAAAUAAGUUACAAUGUCAACACAUUCAGGGCAGCAGAUGAUGCCAAAUGCCAUGUGUUGUCUGCAGCAGAUAAGGUUCCAAACUUCACAGUUAGAGACAUAAGAGACACUAAAUGCAAGUUUCAGACACCAAUAUAUCAUGUCAGGGAUGUGCGUAAACUGGUAAAAAGCUCAUAUCGCUUUGUUUCUUUGGAUAAUAGUGAUGGUAAAUGUACCACAGCGGGUGAUAAACUUGAAGAAAAGGCCAAAAUGGAGCCAGUCAAACACUUAUUACCUUCUCCUAUUGUGAUUAAAUGCAACUCUGUUAAAACAAAUGCUAAAUCACAGACAACUGCUGCAACACAGAAACAAACAGAGGCAGGGGCCCCAUCUGAAGCAUCCCAAAGUGAUAACACACCUUGUACAGCUGGCAGGGUGCCACCUGUUGCAACCAAGCAGGGACAUACUGACCAAUCAGAGAUCCAAGCAAAUCCUGAAGGCAAACACACAAAACAGAGGCAGGAGAAGUUCACCGGUGAGACAGCAGAGAGGAGAAAUGAGCCUGUGAUACCAAAACAGGAUGCACUGGAGAAGCUAAAAGCAGCCGUCAAAACAAUGGAGCAGCUUUAUGUUUUUGAUAGAAAUGAGUGGAAGCGUAAAACUCAGGCUCCACACCCCAUCGCAGACAGCCACGUGUUGUCACUUAUUGCCAGGGAGGAGCAGGGAGGGGAGGAGCUGGAGACGGCUAGCACUGACAGGAUUCCUCUAAUAAAUGCCACAGAAACAGGGAAACCACAGGGAGAUAAAAGAACAUUGAAUAUAAUACAUGUUCCUUAUAACAGUGACACCUUUAAAACACAAUCGCAACAGGGUAAAACAUUCACUAACAAAAGCGUUCUUCAUUUUGGCAACAAAGCACAUGUUAGCGUCAGUUCGGACAGUAACCUUGUUCCACAAAGCUCUGCACUGCAAACGGCCAUGAAAAGCUCUACGACAGCGGUGACUCCACUCUCGGUGAAAAUAGAGGCACCGAAGCAUGGCCAGGCGGAGCAGGGGAAGGCCAAAGUCAGUCCCACUAACCCCUCUGCCACACAGGGCUGCUCAGACUCUGAGAACUAUUUAACCAUACCAGGGUUGGGGUAUACAAAUGAAAUCAAACUGCUGAAUCCGGAGCCGGUUUCGAAGGAGGGGAACGCAGGUGGGAGCAAAGGACCUGAGCAGAAAAGGUCUCCGUUAAUCAUGGAGUAUCCGGCUGCGACCAUCUACCAUCACUCAGCGGCAGCAUCAGGCCCUCACAUACAGCAGCAGGUGUUGUGUUUCUCUCCCACUGUCCCCACUGUGUCGCCUACUCCUUCAGCUGGAGAUUCAGUCCCGCAAACCCAACGCAAAAUGCUUCUGGACCCCACAACAGGACACUAUUACUUAGUGGACACUCCCAUGCAGGCCACCACAAAGAGACUGUUUGACCCCGAGACAGGCCAGUAUGUGGAUGUACCAGUGCCUCAUUCACCUGUUGCUCCUGUCACCCCUGUCACCCCCGUGCCUCUCUCUUUGUCUCCCCUGGCACUCAGCCCGGGAGCGUUCGCCCCCGCUUACAUGAUCUACCCUGGCCUCAUCCCCUCACCCACUCUGGCAGCCCAGGCGGUGUUGCCUCAGUCGCCUUGUCACUCGGAGGAUGCAGGUGGAGAAAAUGUCAAAAAGGCCAGAAGCCCUCGGCCGGAGAGCAGCAGUGCAGAGAAUGCGUAUUACAGCGCGACGGGAGAAGCUCCACAGGGGACUCUGAAGCUACCUGUGAGUUUGGGACACGUGACCACCAGAGGAAGCGCCGCUAACCACUUGGAGAGGAAGCCAGUCAUCAGCAUCACAACGCAACAAGGUCCAAGAAUCAUCGCCCCUCCCUCCUUCGAUGGGACGACGAUGAGCUUUGUAGUGGAGCAUCGGUGACCAAGAGAACAUCUCCUCGGACAUAUAUCUCUGUUGAGGAAUCCGCCGUCAUUCACUGUAAGUGUCACCCCACCCUGGGAUCUACUGCCAGGACAACUUCUGCCGUCAUCUCCUGCCCCCGUCCUGUUGUGUUAUUUAUCCUUACAGCAGACAUUACUGUAUUCUGUACGCAUCGCAGCACUUUGUAGAGUUAGCUCAUUCAGCCACUCUCUCUGGCUGAUGUUAUGAAUCGGCUUUGUGAUACUUUCCAUUCAGCUGCUGUCUAACACUGAUCUCUGUUUUAAUGCUGUUUGUGCCCUGCAGCAUGUCUAUUCAAAAGGAAACAAGGCAGGUCUUCUGUUACAGUUCAGUGUUAGUCAUUAUUGGUCAAGCCACCAUUUUGUUAAAAUGAGUUUAAUGCUACCAUGCGUUUAAAGUGAGACUAUGUAACUUUUGAGAAUAAAAAUAUCACUGCAUCACUCCUACAAAAGAAAAGCAGAAUAAGUUAGAAAUUAAAUGUGACUCUACUAAAGUCAGUACACUCGGAGAAUUUGUUUGCAAAAUCUCUCUUGAUCUUGUAUGACCAAAAAUGACAUCAGUUUUUAUCACAGUAGUAAAAUCAAAGCCACAGUACCUGACAACGGGUCACUUAUUCUGCUGUGUUUGGUCCCAUUGCAGUGAGUCACCCCUGCAGCCACUUUAUAGUGUCCAAACACAAAUCCCCUUAUAGCCCAAAAAGCCUUUUUGGAAGAUUUUUUCCUGUAUCCCAUGGAAAACCUUGAGACUGACUUUGGUUUAGCCUAAAGGAGGUUUUGACAAACCAUCCACCAACACAGGAGAGCUUAUCCUAAAGUCGUUUUCAGCAGAACAGAGGAACUGUUGACCAGGACUAAGGAUGAGCUGCCGAGGAAACCAUUUGUUGAACCUAAAUGAGUUCCUCCAUAGCAGUGGCAUGGUAGAAGACUUGGAGAAAAAUGAGGUUACUCAGGUAGUCAUAGAGCCCUUCAGUGGAAGAAAGAUGCCACUGGGUGGAUGAGAUUUACUUGAUGGUUAAAGCUCUGGUCACUGUGGGGCUCACUUGAUUCAUAUAUUGACACUCCUCAAUCCUUGUGCUCCAAAUAUUGUGGUAUCACGUUGCUUAGCCUCCCUAGAAAAGCUUAUAUCAUGUUGCUAGAAAGGAGGCUCUAACCUUAGAGCCAUUUUGGUUGUGGAACAGUGGACCAGCUGUUUUAUUUUGCAGAAAUCCUGAAGGGAUCAUGAGUUAGCCCACUGAGGCUUUGUGUGUUUUUACCCAGUAGCUUGUGUUAGCUACUGUGAGGUACCAGGGCCCUUUGGUUCUUGUAUAAGCGGAGUGAGGUCAAUUCCCAAAUUCUCAAGAGGUGAAGCAUAUUCAGGCUUGUGACUCACCUCUAAUUCAGUUUGUGAUUUUCACAGACAGAAUUUUUAGUCUCCUGUGGAGUCAAGUAGUGCCGAGAUACAGUUACCCAAGGAUUGCAUCUCUGCUUUUUGUGGAUGAAAUGUUUCUGCUGCCAUCAUGCUUUAACUUCCAGUGCACACUGACAUGGUUUAUGACCAGUCGUAAAGCAGAAGCAAUUAGAGUCUGGGACAUGGUUCAUGUUGGGUUACUCCUUUGCAGUUUUGAGUGAAUUACUGCCCCAAGUGGACGACUCUGGUGUCUUGUUCUGUUCGAGGGCAAAAUGGAGGGUGAGGUUUGCAAGCAGAUUCGUAGCAGCUGCACAGUUAUUGGACUGCUAUAGUGAAGAGAAAGCUGAACAAUCAGGCUUUAUGACUUGCUAGUCGAUUUACGCUUCAACCCUUAACAUUACCUAUUAGCUGUAGGUAACAACUAAAAGAAUGAGACCCGAGUGUCCGACAUGAGUUUCAUUUACAUGCUGAUGCAAAGAGAGGAUGACGAGCUGCAAGGACAGACAGAUCUAACUAUGAGGAGGUCACAGGGCAGACCCAGAAUACUGUGGAGGUAUUACAUACCCUAUCUGGUCUGGGAAUGCCUCAGGGUCCUCCAGGAAAAUGGAGGAUGUGGCCAUGAAGAAAGACAUGUGGACAAAAUGGGAUAGACUUUUGUCCCCUGGACUGGCAGUGGAAAAUGAAUGGAUUUCUGUAUAUCAAACUUCACUAUGCUAUCACAUACUGUUGAUUUUUUUAUAUUAAUAAAAAUGAUGGGAUAGACUGGGGAUGUUGAUGAUGAUGUCCUUGAAGCACAUGGCACCAACUAAGUUGGAAAAUAAAGAGGAAUUUAUGUUCAUGGAAUUGGUGAAGUCACUGUUUCACAGAAGUUACGUAGUCUCAGUUUAAAUCACACAAGUUGAUAUCUGCUUACAGUAAAUAACAUAUUGUACACAGUUUUCUGAUGACAGGGACCAUUUGUCUGCACUGAAUUUAAAAAAAAAAUCUACAGAUUAAGGGGUAAUGCAGAAUCACCUCAUGUUUUUCUUUCACUGUAAGUUCAAUCAGAAGAGGAAAUAAAAUGAUUGCAUUUUAAAAACUAUUCUAUAGACAUCCUAAGCGAAUAUAAGUAAAAUAGUGUACACUACCAUUCCAAAGUUUGGGGUCACUUACCAAUUUUUGGAAAGAAAAUCAUUUUUUAAAUGAAGAUGACAUUAAAUUAAUGAGAAAUACAGACAUUGUUCAUGUGGUAAAUGACUAUUCUAGCUGGAAACAUCUGAUUUUUAAUGGAAUACCUACAUAGAGGUACAGAGGAACAUUUCCAGCAACCAUCACUCCUGUGUUCUAAUGGUAUAUUGUGUUAAGCUAAUGGUGUUGAAAGGCUAACUGAUGAUUAGAAAACCCUUGUGCUAAUUAUGUUGUACAUGUAUAAAAGUGUGAGUUUUCAUGGAAAACAUGUAAUUGUGUGGGUGAUCCCAAACUUUUGAAUGGUAGUGUACAUCUGACAUUGCAAUGUGUCUUACUACGACUUCCAGCAAUAGUCUUCUGCAUGAUGUUAUGUUCUUUAGCAGUCAGUCACUCAUGUUCUACUUGAAGUAUGUAUAGCCUCUGAGUCAUGACUCACAAAAUGCUGCUAAUACUUUCACAACUGAUAUGCUGUAUGAGGUGGUGUGUAUUUAUAUUUUCAAGGCAGCUCCUUGGAGUUAGCAGUGAGAAAAGAAGUGAGGAGAAACGCACCAUGUGUGUUACUCAGAAGAAACAGAGCUGGGACUCUGGUUUAACGGAUACUUAAACUAAGUAGUGUUGGCCCUAAUGAGUCGGAGCCAGCUGAGGCAUUUAGAGGACAACUUCCUCUAUUUGUGUUGGUUCAGUUUACACUUUUGUGUAAAGAGAUGGGAGAUGAUGCGUGUGUGUCUGAAUGUGUCUGCGUUUGUGGCUCAGAGUUAUGUAUGGCAUUCAAACAUUCUGUGAGUACAACGAGGCGUUAUGUUACUUCACUGCAGACAGGAGUACACGGACUGUACAUGUGGUUUAGUUGGUGCGUCUUUACACACAGCAAUGUCAUGAUCUCUUUUUUUAUGUAUCUGUACCUCUUUAGUUUAAAUUGCAACAAAUUUCUAGCUAAUCACAUCCAGGCUAGGUAUUUUUAAAUACCACUUCUUCUUUUUUUCCGAUACAGUGAAGAUCAGAUUUUAUUUUCUUUUUUCAGUCCUGUUUCCAUUUGAAUGUGCAGCGGGGCACCUUGUGUUAUUGUGCUUGAUUUGACUCAGUUAUACCAGCAUCCAUGUAGAAAUACUGCAAACUGUAGAUUGCUAUUUUUAGCAUGUUUCAACACUAAACACCAAUUAAAGGUAUUUGGAGCUGCUGGUCAGUCUAUGUACCUUCAUGUAAAAUACAUAUUGUAUUGUCUCUGGGACAGCACACUUUAUAUAAAUUGCCCGAUGAGCUGAUUUCAUUCUAAGUGAUUCAUGCAGUGAUCUGGAAGAAAUGUUGACUUUUGAAAAUGACCUGCUCUUUAGAGUAAUUUGAUGUUGCAACAUUCGAUGCUUUUUGAGGUAAAAUGUGAUUUAAAUGUUCUUAUUGGUCGAACUUUUAAGAUUUUUCAGUUGAAUUUGUCCCUGAGUACCUUGAGAGCAGUGCAAAUAGAACAACUGAUGCUGUUAAAUAUUGAUUUAUAUAAAAAAAAUUCUACACUUUGUUGUACAGAUAUUACUUUAAGACAAAAACGAGAGCCAAAGAGUUUGCCAUAAACAAAUAAAAAAGUAAAUAGCCAAAGCAACAUGGUAUGAACAAGUCCAAAUGUAGAGUUUUGAUAACAAAAUAGAUAUUUUCCUAAUUUUACAUGAUAUAUUUUAGCUCAUUUACAUAUCAUUUUGAAACUCUGUAAUAUUAAAAUAAGAACCAUAUUAUAAUUUGUAAGCUCCAGUAAACCAGCUAUUCUAAUGUUAGGUACAAUCAUAAAAUGAAUAAAAAGCCAUUCUCACAUGCAUUUUGUUAGCAUCUUGUAUGACCUUUAUCUGUGAAUAAUAAUGUACUUAAUGCACUUGGAUUGUCACUCUUUUAUCACCAACGACAGCAACGAACGGCUGUAAACUCUGGUGAUAGGAGCACUAGGUGGACUUGUUGAUUUUGAAAUUAACUCAUUUUUAAUUGUCUCUGGUGAAUUUUGCUCAAAGUUGCACUGUAACAGAGAUGAUAUCAUGUGUUUAAAACAUUCUUUGAGAUGUCAUUCAAAACAAGAAAAUAUGGCAGAUUUUUUAGGUUAAAUGUGAGACUGCAUCACUGCUGGAUUUUGUGUAAAAUAAGAGGGCUCAGGUGAAGUGGUGGUGAGAUGGUUUGAGAUAAGUGCAUACAGUUUGUGACUGUUUAAAGGAAACGGGGCACCUGAUUGAAGGAAAUGUCCCAAUUACCAUGAAGUCAUCAGUGGCAUUGCGUGCCGUCUGUUUUAUUCAUGAGGUCGACUUUGUGUUGCGUGGUUGCCCCAGAAAAAAAAGGCUGAGGUCGGGAUGACAGCCGAGGGAUACCUUGAAAGGAGAAGUGAGUGCUGUGUCUGCACUUACAAUCUUGAAAGUAAGAAAUAUGAGUGUAAUGUAGACUGACAAGUCUACAUAUGUCUGCAAUAAAUUCAAAGUACAAGCUA
Molecule: messenger RNA, 9419 nt
Organism: Acanthochromis polyacanthus (spiny chromis)
Lineage: Eukaryota; Metazoa; Chordata; Actinopteri; Pomacentridae
Exons: 2
Coding region: 137-4396 (1419 amino acids)
Source: RefSeq, a predicted model, not a curated record